GAAUAGUGGAUGGUAGAGAAGACAGCACAUGCAAAUUAUAGUAUUUGUAAUCACGGCAGAAUAGUGCUCCAUCAUCCGUCAACCCAUAAUGUUGGCGCUCAAGCCUCUCCCCUCAGAUCUCUCCCUCCGCCCAUCUCCGGCGACCCUCGCCAUCAACCGCCGCCGGAGGAUCCAGUUCCCAGCCUCCGUGCGGCGAAGCGUGGAUGUUAAAGCGGCGGUCAGCGGCGGAGACAAGAGCCAGACGACAUCGACGACGACGACGUCUCCUUCGUUGGACAGCAAAGAGAGGAAAGGGAAGAGUUCAGUGGCAUCAUCUGGCUCUGGCAUUGAUGAAGAAGGAAUACAAGUGAAGGCAGUGGUGACAAUAAGGAAGAAGAUGAAGGAAAAUAUCACUGAGAAGCUUGGGGAUCAGUGGGAGAACAUGGUCAACGGCUUCGGUCAAGGGAUCCAGAUUCAACUCAUCAGCGAGGAAAUUCACCCUGUUACUAAUUCUGGGAAAAGCGUGCAAUCCUACGUGAGAGGGUGGCUACCGAAGCCGUCGAACGUUGCUUACAUUGUGGAAUACUCUGCUGAAUUCAGCGUACCAAGUGACUUUGGAUGCCCCGGUGCUGUUCUUGUCACCAAUCUUCAUGGAAAAGAGUUCUACCUAGUUGAGAUCAUCGUUCAUGGCUUCAGCGGAGGACCCAUUUUCUUCCCAGCAAACACGUGGAUUCAUUCGCGUAACGACAACCCCGAAACCAGAAUCAUUUUCAAGAACAAAGCAUACUUACCGUCGCAAACACCGGCUGGCAUCAAAGAUCUUCGACGCGAGGACUUGCUAAGCAUAAGGGGUACCCAACACGGGCAAAGAAAGCAACAUGAUAGAAUCUAUGAUUAUGCUACGUACAAUGACUUGGGCAACCCUGAUAAGGAUGAGGAACUUGCUAGGCCAGUCCUUGGGGGUCACGAAAUGCCUUACCCUCGUCGUUGUAGAACUGGAAGACCUCCCACUCUCUCUGAUCCACUGUCUGAGAGUAGAAUUGAAAAGCCUCAUCCUGUUUAUGUGCCACGGGAUGAAACUUUUGAGGAGAUCAAACAGGACACUUUCUCUGCUGGAAGGUUGAAAGCUCUGUUCCACAAUCUUUUGCCAUCGCUCGCAGCCACUCUGUCGAGUUCAGACGUUCCUUUCAAGUGCUUCUCCGACAUUGACAAGCUUUAUAUCGAUGGUGUUGUUCUGAGAGAUGAAGAGCAAAAAGGGGUAAUGGAAAAUCUCUUAGUUGGCAAGGUGAUGAAACAAGUCCUGAGUGCUGGGGAGAGUUUGUUGAAGUAUGAGAUCCCUGCGGUUAUAAAAGGGGAUAAAUUUUGUUGGUUGCGGGACAAUGAAUUUGCAAGACAGACCUUAGCUGGGGUCAAUCCAGUGAAUAUUGAGCUGUUGAAGGAAUUUCCCAUCCGCAGCAAGCUAGAUCCUUCUCUCUAUGGCCCUUCUGAAUCAGCAAUAACAAAGGAACUUCUAGAGCAAGAACUUGGUGGAAUGAACUUGGAACAGGCUAUUGAGGAAAAGAGACUGUUUAUCCUUGAUUACCAUGAUAUGCUUUUGCCGUUCAUCAAGAAGAUGAACUCUUUGCCUGGGAGGAAAGCUUAUGCCUCUCGGACAAUUCUCUUCAAUACAAAGACUGGUAUUUUGCGCCCUAUAGCAAUUGAGCUUUCACUUCCUCAAACGCACUCUUCCCCACAAAACAAACGAAUUUACACACAAGGGCAUGAUGCCACAACACACUGGAUUUGGAAGUUGGCAAAAGCUCAUGUAUGCUCAAAUGAUGCUGGCAUCCAUCAACUAGUAAAUCAUUGGUUGAGAACUCAUGCAUGCAUGGAGCCAUAUAUUAUUGCUACUCGUAGACAACUAAGCUCAAUGCAUCCAAUUUACAAGCUGCUACACCCUCAUAUGCGCUACACAUUAGAAAUUAAUGCACUAGCUCGGCAAAAUCUGAUAAAUGGAGGUGGUAUAAUUGAGGCAUCUUUCAGUCCAGGAAAGUAUGCCAUGGAGCUUAGUUCAGCAGCUUACAAGAAAUUGUGGCGAUUUGACAUGGAGUCACUGCCAGCAGAUCUUAUUCGGAGGGGCAUGGCAGUAGAUGACCCUUCAAUGCCCUGUGGUGUAAAACUUGUGAUUGAUGACUACCCUUAUGCUGCAGAUGGACUCUUGAUCUGGUCAGCCAUAAAAGAAUGGGUAGAAUCUUAUGUAGCACACUUCUACUCCGAUCCAAAUUCAGUCACAUCUGAUGUUGAGCUCCAAGCAUGGUGGAGAGAAAUCAAGUUAAAGGGUCACUCUGACAAAAAAAAUGAACCUUGGUGGCCUAAACUCGAUACCAAAGAGGACCUAUCCGGUAUACUUACCACAAUGAUAUGGAUUGCUUCAGGCCAACAUGCUGCCAUAAACUUUGGACAAUACCCCUUUGGAGGAUAUGUGCCUAACCGCCCUACCCUCAUGAGAAAACUCAUCCCUCAGGAGAAUGAUCCAGAUUAUGAGAAGUUUAUUCAAAAUCCUCAGCUUGUUUUCCUAUCAUCACUACCUACUCAACUUCAAGCUACCAAAGUUAUGGCUGUUCAGGACACACUGUCCACUCAUUCACCUGAUGAAGAGUACUUGGGUCAACUUAAACCUCUGCAGAAUCAUUGGAUCAAUGAUCAUGAAAUCAUGGAAUUAUUUAAUAAAUUUUCUGCUAGACUGGAGGAAAUAGAGGAAAUAAUAAAUGCAAGAAACAAGGACCCCCGUUUGAGAAACAGAAGUGGUGCUGGUGUCCCUCCCUAUGAACUGUUGCUUCCCUCGUCAGGGCCAGGGGUAACCGGUCGUGGAAUUCCCAACAGCAUAUCUAUAUGAUCAAUUGUUGUUUAUUAUGUCAUCUUAUCCUAUUUUCUUAGCGGAAACCACGUAUUAACAUACAUAUUUUUAUGGGAAAGAAAUGUUAACGAUAUAUUUUCUAUUCUAAUCAUACUUUUAAACACAGUUCAUUUUGUGCC
Glycine soja is the source of this 2994-nucleotide messenger RNA. Its product is annotated as lipoxygenase 6, chloroplastic. The transcript has 9 exons. Lineage: Eukaryota; Viridiplantae; Streptophyta; Magnoliopsida; Fabales; Fabaceae. The coding region runs from base 89 to 2854 and encodes 921 amino acids. The record is from RefSeq and is a predicted model, not a curated record. Gene Ontology annotation, molecular function: metal ion binding; protein binding; oxidoreductase activity, acting on single donors with incorporation of molecular oxygen, incorporation of two atoms of oxygen. Gene Ontology annotation, biological process: lipid oxidation.